AAUUCAACAUGGCGGCCGACAGCGAACACAGUCACAGACCGGGGAUUUUUAAACAGAAAAACAAGUCCCACAAAACAGGACGUCAUCGAAGCAAGGGUAUUAUUGAUAAAGACACUAAAGGAAAGGUUGGAGCCAAGGUACUGAGCAAGAGAGCCAGAAAUGAGAUGAGAAAAGUAGAUCGUAGAAACAAGGCAAAACAGAAUAUGAUGAGAAAACGAGGAGAAGUCAUUAUGAAAAAAAGAAAUAUUGGUACAGCAUCUGGUGCUCCACAUCUAGUGGGCAUCAUACCAUUGUCUUCUGAUAUUGAUGUCAACAAAGUUUUAAACUCUCUGAAGUCGUGCGAAGAAUCUGUGAUAAUUACGCACAAUAACAACAUAACGAAUAUUGUUGUACCUAGAUUUAAAAGUCGUGUCUCAUUUAUUGCCCCGUCUAUGGAUGGUAUGACAGCUAUACUGGACAUUGCUAAGGUCGCGGACAGUUUACUAUGUGUAAUGUCCGCUGAUAAUGGAUGGGAUAAAUUUGGGGAUCAUUGUCUCUCUUGUCUGUUUGGCCAGGGACUACCAGCUACACUUCAUGUUGUACAGGGUUUGAAUGACUUGCCAAUCAAGAAAAGGACAGAUGCAAAAAGAAAUUUGCAGAAAGUUCUAGAGAAAAGAUUUCCAGAGAAGAAAUUGCAUACUCUAGAUAGUGACCAGGAUGCAUUGCUGUUACUCAGACAAAUAUCAAAUCAGAAACUCAGAGAGUUGAAAUACAGAAAUAUUAGGCCGCAUCUUUUAGCCAGAAAUGUAAUCUUUGAACCCAACAGUGAUUCAGAUGUUGUUGGGACUUUAAAAGUAACUGGUUUUCUACGAGGUUCUCCCCUAUCAGUGAAUGGAAUAGUCCAUUUACCUGGAUUCGGGGACUUUCAGAUGAAACAGAUUGACCUGGCAUCUGACCCUUGCCCUUUGAACCCCAGAGUAGUGAAGAACAAAAAAGAGAACAUGCAAGUGGAUGAUGAUACUUCACCUAUGGAUGAAGAUAUCAAAGUGUUAGAAGUAGCUAAUCCUUCAAAACAAGAAUCUUUAGAAUCUGAAGUCAUACCUGACCCUAUGGAGGGUGAACAAACAUGGCCGACAGUUGACGAACUUGCAGAAGCUGAAGCUGCCCAGAAAGCUGUUGCACAGAAGCGUAAAAUUCUAAAGAAGGUACCAAAAGGAACAUCCGAGUACCAAUCGGCAUGGAUUAUAGAUGACGAUGAACAAGUCAUUGAUGAUGACGAUGAUAAUGAAAGCGAUUCUGGCAGUGAUGAUGAUGAUGAAUUUGCUGCCAUAGAGGAUUCAGAAGAGGAAGAUAGUGAAGAAGAUGGAGGAAAAAUGGAUUAUGAAACGAUGACAAUGACCGAGAUAGACGACGAUGAACAGUAUGAUAAAGGUAUUGAUGAGGAACAGGAAAGGUUGAUGUGGGAGAAAUACAUUGAACAACGUCAUAAUGAAAUGUUUCCAGAUGAAAUUGACACACCUAUGGAUACAGCUGCUAGAAUUAGAUUUCAGAAAUACCGAGGUUUGCAAAGUUUUCGUACAUCAACGUGGGAUCCUAAAGAAAACUUACCGAGUGAUUACGCAAGAAUAUUUCAGUUUCAAAAUUUUGCCAGGACUAAAUCAAGAGUUUUGAAAGAAGACAGGGAUGCUGGAGUGAUGCCUGGUUGGUAUGUAACUUUACACAUCAUCAAUGUACCCAAGACAUUUAUAGACAAUUAUGAAAGCAACAAUCCAUUGGUUAUAUUUGGCCUAUUACAGCAUGAACAAAAGAUGUCUGUGGUACAUUUUGCAAUUAAGAAACAUCCAUCUUUCACAAAGCCAAUCAAAUCAAAGGAAUUGUUACUCUUCCAAGUUGGUUGUAGAAGAUUUAGAGCAGCUCCUGUAUUUUCUCAGCAUACAGUGGGAGACAAACAAAAGUAUGAGAGGUUUUUGGUCAGUGAUGCAGUGACAGUUGCUACUAUAUAUGCGCCUAUCACUUUCCCACCUACUUCUAUAAUGGUAUUUAAAGAAGGCAUUGAUGGCUGUCAUAAUUUAGUAGCUACUGGAACAUUGCUUGGUGUAAACCCAGACAGGAUAGUGUGCAAAAGAGCAGUACUAAGUGGGCACCCGCUUAAAAUUAAUAAGAAGAAGUCAGUUGUUCGAUACAUGUUCUUCAAUCGAGAGGACAUACAGUGGUUUAAACCAAUUGAGUUACGUACCAAGUGGGGAAGAAGAGGGCAUAUCAAAGAGCCGAUUGGCACCCAUGGUCAUAUGAAAUGUGUGUUUGAUAGACAGCUCAAAUCGCAAGAUACAGUACUUAUGAAUAUUUACAAACGUGUAUAUCCAAAAUGGACAUUUGACCCUUAUGUUCCUCUUGACCUCAAGAUCAAAAUACCGACUUCAGAUGAAAACGAGGAUGAAGAAAUGGAAUAAUGGUUUCCUAGCAACAGCAUUCAAAAACACAGUUUAAUAUAAUCUACUGAAUUAUCAGUUUUAAUGUAUCUAUUCAUUUAUUAUUUUUUUUUAGUGAAAUGGACUUUACGUAAGGUAUUAUUGGAUGUAAACAAAACAAAAAAUAAAUUUGUUUUA
Messenger RNA from Saccoglossus kowalevskii, 2585 nucleotides. Its product is annotated as pre-rRNA-processing protein TSR1 homolog. Gene Ontology annotation, molecular function: GTPase activity; U3 snoRNA binding; GTP binding. The record is from RefSeq and is a predicted model, not a curated record. Gene Ontology annotation, cellular component: preribosome, small subunit precursor; nucleus. NCBI's taxonomy places the organism in Eukaryota, Metazoa, Hemichordata, Enteropneusta, Harrimaniidae. Gene Ontology annotation, biological process: ribosome biogenesis; maturation of SSU-rRNA from tricistronic rRNA transcript (SSU-rRNA, 5.8S rRNA, LSU-rRNA); endonucleolytic cleavage of tricistronic rRNA transcript (SSU-rRNA, 5.8S rRNA, LSU-rRNA).